AUGUCGCUGAUGCCCCAGCGCCGCCAACCACGAUCGUGGUUCCACUUCCACUUGCAUGGUUUCGCAGCCGUCCACUCCAUCGCCUGCAGCUUCGCCUCCUCAGUGACAGGCAGCCGAUUCACAACAACGGACGAGACCUGGUCCACGCUACCACUCCGCCGGUUCACCUACCGCGAGCUACAGCAGGCCACGCAGUGGUUCGGCCCGAGCCAGAUCCUGGGCCGCGGCAGCUUCGGCACGGUGUACCGAGGCUCGGUGGAGGAGUGGCUCGGCGAGGAAGAUGACAGGAAGGUUCCAGGGGAGGAGAGAGGAGGAGGAGGGAAAGCGCAGAGGACCGAGGAAGAAAGAGCAGGGAGAGCAGGAAGAGCAGGAAGAGCGGGUGGUGGUGCUUCAGGUGGUGGUGGUGGUGGAGGUGGGACGCCACGUCAGCGUGACGUGGCAGUGAAGGUGCUACACAGCGGCAGUUUCAAGGCCGUAGAUGAGUGUAUGUCAGAGAUUAUAAUGCUUGGGAGUUUAAACCACCCUAAUCUGGUGCGGCUGCUAGGGUACUGUGUGGACUUGAAUCGGCCCCGGGGGGGUGCUGCUGCAUUGCUGGUGUAUGAGCUUAUAGAGAGGGGGAAUCUGCACACGUGGCUGUAUCCACGUCAGCAGGAGGAGCAGGAGGAGGAGGGGGAGGGGGAGGAGAGGAAGCGGAGGUGGGGGGGUAUGAGUGAGGCUGCUACAGAUAACGCUGCUGCUAUAGAUGAUGCUGCUAUACGGGAUGCUGCUGCUACAGCUGCUGCAGCGGCUAGGGGUGUGUCUGGUGCUGCUGCCAGUGCCGUUGAUCCCGCCACGCCUGUGCUGACGUGGCAGCAGCGCGUGCGCAUAGCUGUGGACGUGGCAAGAGGGCUGGAGUACCUGCACGGGCAGAACGUGAUUCACAGGGACUUCAAGACAUGCAACAUUUUGCUGGAUGAGCACAUGCGUGCGAAGCUGACGGAUUUCGGGAUGGCAACUGCAGGGCCUGAGGCGGGAAAGUCGCACGUGUCGACACGCAUCAUGGGGACAAUGGGGUACUUGGACCCUUCGUAUAUUGACACAGGCCACCUCACCGCGCGCAGUGACAUCUACUCGCUGGGGGUGGUGCUUUUGGAGCUGGCAACAGGCAGGUCGCCGGGUGCUGCUGAGAAGACCCGCUGCCUCCUGCCCUGGGCUCUCACACACUUGGAUCGCUGUGAACAGUCUGUACAGCAGCAGCAGCAGCAGGAGGAGGAGCAGAAGCAGCAGCAGCAGCAGCAGCAGCAGCAGCAGCAGCAGCAGCAGCAGCAGCAGCAGCAGCAACAACAACAACAGCAACAGCAGCCGCAGCAGCUUCAAGGAUCAACUUCGGUUCGGAGAGCCAUUCGUGCUGAGGCCGCUUCGGACGCUCAACAAAACGGAGCAGCGACAGAAAAGGCCGCUGCGCUGAUCCUUAUCCGCCAUGGCGAGUCUCUCUGGAACUCUAAGAACCUAUUCACAGGCUGCGUGGACGUUCCUCUGUCGGAGAAGGGUGUCAAUGAGGCCAUUGAGGCAGGAAAGAGAAUCUCCGAGAUUCCCGUUGAUGUCAUUUUCACCUCCGCGUUGAUCCGCGCUCAAAUGACCGCCAUGCUGGCCAUGACGCAGCAUCGCCGUAACAAGGUUCCUGUCAUCCUGCACGAGGAGAGCCAGAGAGCCAAGGACUGGAGCCGAAUCUUCAGCGAGAACACCGACGAGGAGAUCAUUCCCGUCAUUACUGCGUGGGAGCUGAACGAACGCAUGUACGGAGAACUCCAAGGAUUGAACAAGAAGGAGACGGCAGACAAGUACGGCAUGGAGCAAGUCGUUCUCUGGCGUCGAUCGUACGACGUCCCGCCUCCCAACGGCGAGUCCCUCGCCAUGUGCGCUGAGCGCGCUGUGGCAUACUUCAAGGAAAAUGUGGAGCCGAGACUCACGGCUGGCGAGAAUGUGAUGAUUGCGGCGCAUGGCAACUCGCUUCGUGCCAUCAUCAUGUACCUUGACAGCCUUACGUCGCAGGAGGUGAUUGAGCUGGAGCUCUCUACGGGCGUCCCCAUGCUCUACAUCUUCCAAGGAAGCAAGUUCCUCCGCAGGGGCUCUCCCCUCCGCUCAAACGAUAUCGGCGUCUUUGCACUCACAGAGGAUCUGGCGCAAUAUAGAACCAUGUUGGACACCAUAUCCGAAGGCCGGAGCUGA
This is a messenger RNA of Closterium sp. Naga37s-1, 2208 nucleotides long. The record is from the annotation of a GenBank genome assembly. NCBI's taxonomy places the organism in Eukaryota, Viridiplantae, Streptophyta, Zygnematophyceae, Desmidiales, Closteriaceae.